AUGUACAUAGUUAUGAACAUGCACAGGGAUAUUAAAAACGACAUUAUUAAAAGCCUUCCCUUUACAUUCAGCAAGGUGGGGUUAUCCACCUACGAUGGAAGGGAACAGAAAGAGAAAAUAAAACAGAUCAACAGUAAUGAUGCGCUCUCGCAUAUUCUGGAUCAUACUGAAAAUGGCAACACUGAUAAGAGUAGCCACACAGACAGGAAUAAUUCCCCUGAGGGGAUCGACAACUUCAACUGCUGCAAAUCCUUAGUGGGAGAAAGGGGGAAAGGCAACGGAAGGGAAAGGAAAGAAGCUUCAAAUGACAGUCACUUUAACGGUCAGGUAAAUAGUAAACAUGUAUUGGUACGAAAUACGCAAAAAAAAAACUCCGCGAAAAAAUGGCCCGCUAAACCUCGCAAGCAGUAUGACCUGUCCACGCACACACGCGGGAGAGACACGAUCAGAAAUUUUGAGAAGUUACUUUCGAUGAGCGGAAUGGAGAAGGACAGGAAGGGAAUAGUGGGCCGAGGAGAUAAUGACGAGGAAUUGAAUUAUUACCCAGACGGAUUUGACGAAAGGGCAUAUGUGACUGUAGAGAAAAGCAAGGUGAACAAUUGGCGCAUGAGAAAUUAUCUUAACGUGGACAAGUUAAGCUUGUCCGUUUCGACGAGUAGCAUGGGGGAGAAGGUUGCGGAGGAUCAACAUGGUUUGUCUAGCGGAGGAGAUGAUUUUUCUAGCGAUGCCGAGAGUCCCGCAAGACGAGUAAGUGGUCAAGGGAAUAAUAUCUUUGGUGAGUCCCUUUUUUCCUCCUUCAAUUUGAACUUCGAUCCAUUGGAGGGGGUAAGUGAUAAUUUAGGGGUACAUCUCGCGGAAGGGUUCCCCACCGAUGUUGAUUUCAAUGCAGGGGUUAAGGGCGGUCCAAGUCGGACUGACUCUGACCACACGGUAACCAACCUCUCCCUUGAGGUGGACAACACAAUGCAUUCAUUAGACGAAGACAAGGAGCUGCAUCUAUUCGAUUCACUAAAAAACUUGUACAAAAAUCACAACAAAAAAAUUAAGCUCAUUAAUUAUAAUAAAAUUUUAAAUACCAGUCUGUGCAAACGCAUGCAGGAUGUUGCGGAAAGCCAACAUGGCAAGGUACUUGAAGUUAACAGUAGAUGUAGUGGUAGGAAUGGGAGGAAGGACAGAAGUAGUGGAGAGGACCGCGGGCUGGGCGAAAAGAUAACUGAGCAUGAUGUUAAGACAAUUAUUAUGAAUAUAAAAAAAAGGCUUGGGUUUUACUCGGGGGAGGAGCGAGAGGAGGGUCAGGUCGGGACGCAGGUCGGGACGCAGGUGAAGACGCAGGUCGGGACGCGACGUGAUAAGCGGUGUCAUAUAGAGCUCUCGAACAGAGGGAACUUUUGUGAGAGCCUAAAUUACUCAAGGGACGAGGUAUUGUCCGAUAGUGUGGAAAACGAACUGCGUAAUGGGGAAGAACCCAAUAGAUUUGCAAAAGUAGAUGCAGCUAGGCAAAUUGCGGAGAAACGGAUUCACAAAGGAGAGAGCCCAAAUCUCCUUAAUUAUAAGAGCUUCGUUUCAGAUGAUUUUAAUUUUCCAAACGAUAGGGAUGAUGCCCUCCUCGGCUUGUCCACAUCUCAUAAUAGCCAAAGGGAAACUCUCCCGUCCUCCAGCAAAGGGUGUCCGAGUACAGACAAUGAAGAUGUGUUCGCGUUGUCUAUGUCGUCGGCGCAGUUUAAGCGAAGCUUUCUACGCGCCACAGGACGGGGCUCCAGCGGGGUGGAUGGUAAUGAAGGGAAGGAUGGAGGAACCGGCCCGCAUGAGAAAGACCAGGCGUACCAAUCGGAUGACCAAUCGGAUGAUCAAAGUAAUGACAAAUGUGGUGAUCGACGUGAAGACCAACCGGAUGAGCAACCGAAUGACCAACAGGAUGAUGGCGCACAUACCGACUGCGACAGCAACCCCAGCAUGGACCUCUCCCAUUUGGACACGCAAGCGAACAAACGAAAAGAAACAAAUCGCCAAGAGGUAUUAAAAAGGGAAGAGUUUCCAACAGAGGCUGAAGCAAAUUGUUGUAGAAGCGUUUCCCCUUCAGGGGAGAGUUCCCUAGAGGAACGUAUUCUAGAUGGAGAGGGGGGCUGCCAUUCAAAAAACAUUUUUUAUAUUAAUGAAGACAUUAAAAAAGAGAAAAUUAAAAAAUUAACUUCAGGUAGAGAGAAGUAUGAUGAAGACAUGGACACAUGUACUGAUGAGUCGCCCAAGGAUUUUUCAACCGAGGGGAAGGAACAGUUUACAUGCAAUGGAAAUAACUCCAAAAGGGAAGGGGUAGAUAUUUUAUCACAAGAGAUGAACAACUAUAUGUUCGAUAUUUUCGAGAACCAAGUUAAGCAUCUCAAUGAAUUAGUGGCAAACACUUUAUCCUGA
Plasmodium knowlesi strain H is the source of this 2409-nucleotide messenger RNA. Its product is annotated as conserved Plasmodium protein, unknown function. NCBI's taxonomy places the organism in Eukaryota, Apicomplexa, Aconoidasida, Haemosporida, Plasmodiidae. The record is from RefSeq and is a predicted model, not a curated record. The coding region runs from base 1 to 2409 and encodes 802 amino acids. The transcript has a single exon.